Topomyia yanbarensis is the source of this 2445-nucleotide messenger RNA. RefSeq lists its product as uncharacterized. Lineage: Eukaryota; Metazoa; Arthropoda; Insecta; Diptera; Culicidae. The transcript has 9 exons. The record is from RefSeq and is a predicted model, not a curated record. Bases 1 to 2445 code for a protein of 814 amino acids.
AUGGCCAAACUGUUGGCUACGAUAAAGGCUGUCAUAACCCGAAUUAUUUUCAGCACCCACGGAUUUAUCGCCAUUUGGCAGGUGACGCAAAAUACCAAGGAUCCGCUGUACUGGUGUCUUUGCGCUCCGAUCGGGGUGCUGUUUGUAGAGGGCAUUUUUACGCUAGCGAUUAAAAAGAAUCAGGAAUGGCGCUGGUUCUGCCCAUCCGUCUUCAUCUACCUGUCAACUAUAGUUCCGGCGAUCUGGCUGUUAGAGCUGGACAAACUUGAAAAGCGAACACUUUAUCAGGACCAGAUGCUGAAUGAAACGAUCAAUUUUGCAGCCACCGUUGGCAAAGAUUUGAAAGAUUUGAACAAAAUGCUGGGUGUAAAAAUUCAACUCCCGGAGAUUCAUCUGAAUGCCGACACCUGGGUCACGUUGAUUGAACAGUUUCUGAUGCUAGUGCUGAUAAUAGGCCGCUGGAUGCUACCGAAGGGUGAUCUGACGAGGGAUCAGCUGAGUCAAUUGUUGCUAGUUUACAUUGGUACCGCAGCCGACAUAAUUGAAUUUUUCGAUUCGUUUAAAGACAGUAAGAUAGCUAACGAGCCGGUUCUGGUGUUGCUGACUUUGAGCAUUUGGUCGUGGAGUUUGCUACAGUUCACAAUUGUCCUGUCGGCUACCCGCGCUAGGAAACCACGUGGCGGUGGAAGUUCCGCCCAGCGAGAAGAAGACACCAACUGUUGUAAUCUUUCAUGCUGCAACAUCGACGUCUGGGGGAUAGCGCUGAACAUUUUGCUCCAAGAUGCACCCUUUCUCACCUUCCGGCUGUUGAUCAUCAUUCACUAUAAAAUAAUCACCUACAUGAACAUAUUUUUUACGUGUAAGAAUACAUUAGUAAUUCUAUUACAACUUUAUCGAUUGUAUGUGGUUCAUUCGGAGAAUCGGAAAACGGCGGCUAGGAGAGAAAUGGGCAGCAGUCAUUCAUCGCGCCAUCCGAAGCAUCAGCAGCACAAGAAGACGAAACGAAGGAAAGUGGCCGACCUGGACGAAGAUGAUAUCCACGAGAUGCGGAAACUUAAGCAGCAUCGUAAGAAGGCGAGCUCGGCUUUGAAGACGCGCAAGGAUACCGGAUAUUCAACUGCCAGCAGUCAAACGACGAACGAGCAACAGAGGAAAAAGUCUCACGGUGGUGGAGGAAAGUCAUCCGCAGUGAAAAGAUGCCGUGAUGAACUUGGUCCUCAGAUGACCAUCAGUCAUGGUGGUGGUAAGGGAGGUAAAUCGAAAAAGAUAUCUGUUUCCAACAGCGAUGCCAACGUAGUGAAUGACGAUGGACUAGAUGUUGUUGGUGAUGAGCGAAAGCGUGAUCGAAAGCACCAAGAACACGGAAGAAAGGGUAACAGGAUGGAGGACAUCAUAUGUCGGAAGAUGACUCAGUUCCCCGAGUACACGGCGAUCGUGGAAUCGCAGAGCCGGUGGAUGACGAAAAACUACAGCGGGACGUCGUUCAUGCUGGACAACGAAAGUUACUUUCCGCUCUCGAAGACCCAGAUUCCAGGAAAUGGCAGCUACUAUUCCAGCGACAAGUCGACCACACCUCCAGAAGUAAAAUAUAAGUGUAAGCAUAAAUUUGAAAACAAAUUUCUGUACAUAGCCAUAUCGAACAGAGGGAUUUCAAAGUCGUGGCUCAAGCCGAGCAAUCUGGCCAUCAAUCAACAAGUAAAAGAGAACCACCGAAAUGCAGACGGUCACCGCAACAGCAGGAGUCGCAAGCCGGUCAAGAGUUUCGAUGACAGUGGAAGUGAUGAUUACGACGACUACGAUGUUGAAGCACCGCCAGAAGGAACAACCAAAGGGCAUGGCGGUAGCGACGGAAACGAUACUAGCGAGUUCGAAACGGUGGUACAUGAGAAAAGUAGCACCCGGUCGAAAAAGCCACCGGCAGGAUCAUCCGGUCGGAAGGCCAUCAUCAACGUAUACUGCGCACACGAUGGGAGACCCGACGACGAGAAGGAAGCGUUCUAUGCGAAGCUGGAGGAGGUGUACGAUGGCUGUUCGCAACGGGACGUGAAAAUCGUUAUCGGUGAUAUGAACGCUCAGGUAGGACGGGAGGUAAUAUUUAGACCGGUAAUCAGUCCAAACAGCUUGCACACCGUAUCAAAUGACAACGGUCGACGAAGCGUGAACUUCGCAGCCUCCCGUGGCAUUGUAGUACCUUCUUCCCUCGCAAAGAUAUUCACAAAGCCACCUGGAAAUCACCUGACCAACGCACCGAAAACUAAAUCGAUCACUGCGAAUAUAGAUUCGAACCAUUACCUAGUUGCAGUAUACAUGCGCUCAAAACUCUCGACGGUGUACAACACUCGUCGUAGUCGGACGCCAAGGCCCAACAUCGCGCAACUGUGGGACACCGGGGUUGCCCAAGACAACGCACAGCGGCUGGAAGCAGCACUAACCACGGAAGAAUAG